Phymastichus coffea is the source of this 2116-nucleotide messenger RNA. Its product is annotated as collagen alpha-2(I) chain-like. Bases 125 to 2035 code for a protein of 636 amino acids. The transcript is spliced from 6 exons. Lineage: Eukaryota; Metazoa; Arthropoda; Insecta; Hymenoptera; Eulophidae. The record is from RefSeq and is a predicted model, not a curated record.
UCCGUAGCAAAGCGGCGCGCCGAUACAAUACUCUACAGGCGCAAACCAAGCGCGAGUGUUUCAGUGAAUCUCUUUUUGCAGUUGUUUUUUUUUUGUUACGGUGGUAAACUAUAGCAACAACGACAUGACUAAAGCAACUUAUCUGUUCAUCACGUUACUGCUUGUCGUCGGCACGCAGAUUGCCAGCAGUAAAGGCAAAUCGGUGAGUGAAGUAGUCAAGGACACGGCACGCCUCGUCAAAAGACAAUCCGAAGAUAAAGAAGAAGUAACGACUGAACAAUCGACUAUAUUGUUAGCUGAAGAUUUGACAACGACGAUCGUUCCUGAUAUCGAAGAAAAUGAUGCCACUGUAAAACCUCUCGCUGAAGACAAAAUUGAUAAGAAAGACGACGAAAAAAAGAAUAAACAAAUGAAGAAUCCAAAGAAGCCUAUAAUAUCAGAAUUGUUGAAUAGAGGAGGCGAACCAUCAACAAAUUUACUUCCGCCGUUGCCUUUUACAUGCAUACCACCAAGCUAUUACGGCCAGUCGCCACCUCUGCCGCAGUACCCACCAGCUUUCGCACAGUCCGCACCCGGGACCCAUAGCUUCAUCCCACCUCCUUCGCUGAAUCCCCAGUAUAAUAUUCCCACGGGUUCUUCAGGCUAUGAUUAUCCUAUACCGUCUGGACCAGCUUUCAGUGCCGGUGGUUUCGCCAGUGCUAGUGCUAGCGCAAGUGCUGAUGGACAAGGUGGUAGCGUCAGUACAUCCACCUCACCAGGUGGUGCAGUACAUACAUCCUUUGGAAUUGGUACUCGUGGCUCGUUCUCUGACAGUGGAUCACCUGGCCCAUUUUCUGCUAAUGGCGGUAGAGUUUCACAAUCGGCUACCUCUCACAGUAGCAGUGGGCCAAACGGUCAAGAGUCAUCAAGUUCGUUUAGCAACAGUGGUCCCAAUGGAAUUCGAAAUUCGUACAGUCAUAGUGGACCUAAUGGAGUUCAACACGAAACUUAUGGUGUACCAUAUCCGAUUAGCAACAGAGGCCCCAAUGGAAUUCAGACUUCGUAUAGUCACAGUGGAAAUAAUGGAGCUGUUGUACCAAAUGGUGGUUUAUUCCCGAAUGUUCACAAUUCUGGAUCAUUUGUCAGCGCUUCUGGCACAAUUCCACCUGGUGGACAACCGUCUUUCAUCAGCAUCAGAGGAUCUUUCCCAGGUAGUGAUGACGAAUCUGUUGCCAUUGAAGUUGAUGGUCCUGAAGGAACACGUGUUAGUGCUCCCGAAGGUGCGCAUAUUAGUGGAUCCAUUGGUGGUAAACCAGCAGGUGCGCCGCAGUACCCAGGGCCGAACUAUGCUUACUCAGGCCCAGGAUAUGCUUCGAGCGGUGCCUUCGCACCUGCGUACUACUCUGGUCCAACUUAUAUGCCAUACGCUGCCAAUGGUGUUGAUAUUAAUGCUAUUUUCCAAGAAUACUUUGCUCAACUUCAGGCUCAACAAGAAGCUUUCCAAAGACAAAUUCAGCAACAAAUUGCUGCUCAGCAGCAAGCCGGUGGUACCUUUGCAAGUGGCGGUGCUUUUAUGACUAACGAUUACGGAAAUGUCGACCCAAAUGCCCAACUUUAUGUAAAUACGGUCUCUUUACCCAACUUCGCGUCAGCUGCAACUUCUCUUGAUUCUCGCUUUGGUGUUGGUGGCACAAAAAGUUCUGCCUAUGCUUUUCCCUUUUCGAACAAAAGCGCUAAAGACAGAAUUUGGGAUCAAAGCAAUCAAGUAGACAGUAACUUUGGCUAUCCAAAUGGACCAGCAAGUGCCUUCUCUAGCAUUAACCUCGGACCUCAAGGUGGAUACCAACAAGGAGCUAUUAAUCCAGCAAGAACAGGCACUUUGUCUCGUUUCGGCGAAGGUGUUCCAGCUCCAUCAGGCAAUAACUAUGGCGUCUUCAGCAGUUCAAGCUCGAGUUCUUCAACAGGUCCUGAUGGCAAAACUGUUUCUCAUAAAUCAGCGACUGUUGGUGUUAACGAUAACGGCAAAGUCUCCGUCAAGACCAUACACGAUCCUUAAAUCCAUCUAAAUAAGAUAUAUUUUUUAAAACAACUCGAUUUUAAACGAGUGGUGUUUUCUUUUUUUUAUACGCUUACAUUG